AAUCACGCAGAGGUGGCUUUACGCAUGCUCCACAAAACGAGGCACGUUUGUUUCGGUUUGUGUUCGUGCUGGUUGUUGAAUGACAGAGCGCCACAGAAGUUGCUGAAAGUGAACCCGAUUUCGUAUAGAGUACACGUUCACGUUGUGCACAGACGAGGACACAGGGAUUAACAAAAUGUCCUCUCCUGAGCCCAUCAUCAAGUCGAGACAGACAGAGAAAGACGUCAAUGGAGUUUCAACACAAGUUGUCUGUACAGAGUUCAGUAAUUACAUAUUCAUAGUUCUCACUCAGUAUGGCAAAAUUGGGACAUUGAUAUCUGUCACACCUGACUCCAGAUCCAAUGAUAUCAGCACACCGACGUUCUCCACCAAAGUGCUGCUGGGCAAAGACGAGCCACUGACGCACGUCUGUGCCAAAAACCUGGCAACAUUUGUGUCGCAAGAAGCCGGCAACAGGCCUGUCUUACUGGGACUGGCACUGAAGGAUUCAUCCAUAGAUUCAAUAAAACAAAUGAAAGAGAUCAUCAGAAGCUGUCAAGUCUGGUAGAAAGUCAGAAAAAUGGCCACAUGGACUUUUGGAUGCCCCGCAGUGUCACUCUCAGUGUCUCCUUUUUUUUUUUAAACUUAGAAGAUAUUUUUAUUUCCUGAAAUGCCAGACUGUAAUUAAAAAAAAAAAAACCCUGAGGCUUGUGUGCCAGACGUGUAAAGAUCCAGUUUCAUUUUCUCUCAUCCUUUCUGUUUGUUGAGAUAGGAAGCAAUGUCUUAUGGAAAACAGGGUGUGUUUUCUGCUCUCAAAAACUGAAGAUCAUGCAAUGACUAAUUUAGUUUGCAAAAUGAUGGCCAAUACUUCCAGCUUCAUCACUGUAUGAAAUACAUCGACUUUACGGUUUUGUUUCGUAACUUGUAACACUUAAUACUGUUAUUAUUUUUGUAUUUUAGAAUGCAAAUAUUCUGCAUUGUGUCACGAGGAGAAUUUAGAAAUAAAACAGGUCACUUCUAAAA
Messenger RNA from Lates calcarifer (barramundi perch), 1002 nucleotides. It is a transcript of the gene psmg3, whose product is annotated as proteasome (prosome, macropain) assembly chaperone 3. NCBI's taxonomy places the organism in Eukaryota, Metazoa, Chordata, Actinopteri, Centropomidae. The transcript is spliced from 3 exons. The record is from RefSeq and is a predicted model, not a curated record. Gene Ontology annotation, biological process: proteasome assembly. The coding region runs from base 176 to 547 and encodes 123 amino acids.